CUUGGCCUGACUGAGAGGCCGGCAGGGCGGGCAAUGGGCUCCCACAGGCACCAGGCGGCCCUGCGGCUGUACGACUGUCUGCUGCACACUCCAGCUUAUACCUCCUGGUAUUGUCGAGGUCCAGUGAUGUGUUCUAUGUAGAUGUCCCUCGACCGCCUGGUGGCGUCCAACACCAUGAGUUGCCGCAUGAACUGAGCGUAGCGUUGACUGAUUCCACGUUCUCUCAGCACUCGCUUGUUACCGAAGUUUCCAUGCGCCCAGGGCUCUGGCGAGUAUAUAAUGAAGGAAACAAAGGUAUCCCCAAAGACCCAUUUCCGUUUGAGGCUGAUGUCCAAGUACAUUUAAUUGGCGAGGGUUGCAGAAGUCCCUUAGAAAGUUUUUGGAAUGGAAACAGUAUGAUAUUCAUUAUGCAGAAAGCGGGACAUGCUGAACUAACCGACCAAAUGGAAGAAUCACAAAUAGAUGAUGCCACUUACAUUUCGGAGUUUACACCACAGAGGGGUUCUGGACCAGUUGCUCUAUCUGUUACAAGAGGAAAGCAACUGAUUUCACUCUAUACACUGGCACAAAAUCCAAACAUGACCCAUUUGAAGAUAAGCAAACCAGUUGUGCUUCCUCCCCUGUGGGUAAGAUGUGACAGCUCUGACCCUGAACAUACCUGUUGGCUAGGUGCUGAGCCUCUCAAAAAUGGGAACAAAAUCACAGGGAUCAGUUUCCAUAUAGUUACAUGUAAUGGUCCUACAGCUGACAAAACCUGUUUUGCAAAUCUAGAAGACCUCAAAAAGGCACACAAAUUCAGACAUCGCUCAUCUGUUGUGGCAACCAAAGGCUUUGCUCAAUAUGAGCUCAUUCGAUCCACUACAUUGGAGGAUACAGUGGCUGAAUCAGAGAGUAAUAUAUAUGUUGAUCUUACAUGGAAUAUUGUGGAUAAGAUUCUGCAGACACCUCCACUCACUGCAGCGGCGACACUGAACAUUAGAUUGGAAUCCGGGGACCCCAGGAGUCCUGUGUUCCAGUUGCAUAAAGAAUUGCUGUUUCUCCUUGUUUUGGCUGAAGGCUUGAAGACUGGUGUGACUGACUGGCCUGAGCCUUUGGUAGCUGAAUCAGCGGUUGAACUUGUCAAGGAUCUUCUGAAUGAUUUAAAGAAUAAACUGGAUGGGUUUAAUACAUCAGUACAUAAAAAUGAUGCGGAGAAAGUCCAAUGUGACUCUGCUGCAGUCGACAGUUCAAUAAAAUCACUUUUUAGUGAGCGAGGGGACCUGGAUUUUGCUGAACAGUUGUGGUGCAAAAUGAGGAGGAGUGUCGCUUCCUAUCAAGACUUGGUAGAGUGUUUCACACUGAUCAUAAAAUCCCUAGAACAUGGUGAGAUACAGCCUUGGAUUCAUCAAGGGAGUGGCAGUUUACUAAGCAAAUUGAUUCAACAAUCCUAUCGUGGAGCUAUGGAGGCUAUUUCCCUCAGUGGUGUCACUCCAAUUCAAAUGCUUCUGGAGAUUGGUCUGGACAAAAUGAAGAAAGAUUAUGUCAGUUGUUUCAUAGGCCAAGAACUUGCAACAUUAACCUAUCUGGACUACUUCAUUUCCACAUCAGUAGAGCUACAGGAGCAGGUUCAUCGCAUUCAGAAACUUCAUCAUAUGCUGGAAAUAUUGGUCAGCUGCACAGUCUUUCUUCACUUCAAACAUGAGAACCUCUUCCCUUUGAUGCAGUCCUGCAUAAAAUAUUACAAAGAAAAUCCUCUGAAUGAGAAGCAUGUGUUUCAGCUACCAAUCAGACCAGCUGUUGUCAAUAAGUUCUAUCAAAAUGAUCAUGCACAAAUAUGGAGGGUGGAAAUAAAUAGUGGACAUGGUCAGAAGGAGGUUAAAACAGUAUGGCAGCUUAGUACUAGUCCUCCUGUUGAACAUAUGACUUCGAACAACCUAGAACUACUUUGUGAUACAACAGUUAAUGGAAACACCGAAGAAAGUAUGUAUUUUAUUACCAUGGCUAACUGCAGUCAGGUGCAUUUUGCAUAAAAGAAUGCUGUUGUACAGAUAGAGGCUUGGAAGGUACAGUAAAUGGAAAAUAUUGUCAGCAUAUCUGCUUCCCCAAGUAUAUCUAAAUAUAUUUUAUGGUUGGAAGAAUGAUACCCUAUAUUUGGUAGUUAUUUGCUGUCAUGUGUUGAAGUUAGAAUCCGCAUAGACCUAUAAUUCAACAGUAUGUGUACAGUUUGUUUAAAUACUUUGUAACAUGCAGUAAUUUUUUAAAAUUAUAUGAAAUGUAAUUGCUUUAAAAACUAAUUUUGAUAGUUUAUAAAUUAUGAAUAUUCUACUUUACAUUGUUUUAAUUUUAUUUUUUUAUUGCUUAUUGUACAAUGUAGCUGACCAAGAGCAAACAGUGUUGUAGAAUCUUUGCUGGUGUCACAUGAUGUUACAUCAGUAAGACAUAUUUGGAGAGAUGCUCUUCCAGUGCCAUAUAAACUUUGUAAAAGAACUUCAGUUUUCUCUAGCCCUAUAUUUAUAUUUUAGAGUUGCUCUUCUCAUCCAGCCCAAAUUCAGCAUGCCUUCAAAUGCAAAUAAUUGAUUUUAAUCACUUUUUUCAUUUGUACUUUUGAGUUAUUUUCAUAAAGAACAUUCAUAUAACUAUUAAAACAUGUUGAUUUGAUUAUUUACAGUUAAAUAUAGCCUUUAUGUUAGAUUUGGUACCACAUUUUGCUAGGAGGAUGUACAUUUAUCUAAUUAGGUAGCAUAACAUACAUUUGUUCAGUAAUUUGAGGUUAAGAAACUGUAAGUACUGACAUUUGGAAAUAAGUAACUGCCAGCAUUCAUCCCAUUGUCAAAAUUGAAAAUGAUAUAGAUUGUACCAUAUUAUUAAGUUUGACCUCAAAAUGUAGUUUAAAUAUGUUUUCUCCCUGAUUUUAUAUGCCAAAAAAGCAGCCUUUAUAGUUUGAAAAGGGCUCAUUGAAUCAGUGUGUGAGAUUUUUAUUUAUUCAAAUUUAUAUAAAUUAUUUUAAUAGAUUAUAGUCAGUUUAGGCCUUAGCAUAGGUUGUCAUAAAUUCAAAUUUAAAUUAAUUAAUCUGUCUUGAAAAAUAAAAACACAUUUAAAUUUAAAUUAAAGUUAAAUUUUAAAAUACAGUUUAAAUUUGUGGGUUUUUUAAGUCAUUGACUUUUAUUCACUCUUCUUGAAUAGAAACUAAGAAAUCUAUCCAUUUUGUGCAGUUAACCUGACAUCCACAAAUGAGUUUGUGUUUUGGAAUUUUGGUAUAAGUUGAACAUAAAGUCUUGUUUUGAAGGAAUCAUUUCAGGCCAAGCAAUGGCAGGUUGCAGCCAUACUCUGGAGCUAGUUCAGUUCUGUAUAAGCAGGUGCAUCUUGAUUAAGCUGUAGCAGGACUGAAUUUGGUAUCUUAACUCACAUGUCCAAGUCCUUGGAUCACAUUUUUUUGUGUAUGCAACAUUCUCUAAUAAAGAAAGAGAUGUAUGUUUAAUAAAUAGAAUCCUAACAAAUUCACAAUGAAAAAUAUGUAAUGGAUUAUGAAAUCUGAUUAUUGUCGCAGUAUUGCCACCCUUACUUCUGCACUGCUGCUAGCGGCAGCGCUGCCUUCAAAGCUGGGUAGCCAGAGAGCAGCAGUCACUGGCCAGGUGCCUAGCUCUUAAGAUAGCAUCGCCACCAGCAGCAGCGCAGAAUUGAGGGUGGCAUGGUAUGAAGGGGGUUGUCAUUUUGGGGGGGGAGCAGAGCUGACCCUAUGGUUGGGUGACGUUGGUGACUGUCCAAGGCACCGUGGUCACUCCCCACACACACAUAGCCAGCCUAAAGUCCCUUUAACCCCCGAGCGCUGGGCCAGGAGCAGGGCUGGGAGUUCUGCAGCUGGGGGUGCUGUGUGCUGGGCUACAGCUGCUAGUCCUGGUUAGGCUGGGGAAGGAGUACACUUCCUCUUCCCCUGCACGGGCUGCUCCCAGGGUUGGGUCAGCCCUACAACCAGGAACCUCCCCUGGCUUCAGGAAGCUACGUGGCUGCUGGCUGGAAGCCUAGCUCUGAAGGCAGCACCGCCACCAGCGGCAGUGGAGAAGUAUGGGUGGCAAUACCAUACCAUGUCACCCUCGCUUCUGCGCUACUGUUGAUGGUAGGCUGCCUUCAAAGCUGGGCUCCCAGCCAGCAGCUGCCACUCUCUAGCUGUCCAGCUCUGAAGGCAGCAGUUCAGAAGAAAUGGUGACAAUACCGUGAACCCCUACAAUAGUGUUGCCACCCACCCCCCGACAAGCCCUUUCUAGGUUGGGACCCCCACGGUUACAGCACUGUGAAACUUCCGAUUUAAAUAUUGGAAACUGAAAUUUAUGAUUUUUAUAAUCCUAUGACCAUGAAAUUGACCAAAAUGGACCAUGAAUUUGGUAGGGUCCUAAUGUUGAGGUAGGUGUAGUGGCCUAAGCAUAGGACUGGACAUCAGGAUUCCUUACUUCUGGUUCUGGCUCUGACCAUAAGUCUGCGAACAAGUCAGUUAGUCUAUCACAUUUAUUCCACUUGUGUGCAAAAUUUAAUAAUACCUAAUUAUUAUUGUAUGGGGAUGACUAGUUAAUGUUUAUGCAAUGACAUUAAGAUUUUGAAGUACGAUAUGCUGUAAGUAUCCUGUGUUCAUAUUUCGUAAUUAGCACUUCAUCACUAUUUUCAAUUACCAUGGAGCAGGUUGAAAACAGAACUUGCCAACAAUCUACCUAUUCUUGAAAUAUAUAUCGGCAAGCUUUGAAACAAUUUAAUCUCAGCCAACUGUUGCCCUAAUGAAGAAAAUGCAUACUUUGCAAAACAUGAAGGAAGAUAAAGCCUGCAGUUGAAUUUUGAUAGAAAAUAAUACUGAGACAUGAAUUGCCUUUGUAAAAUUUUAAAUUACAUCUUAUGGGUGAAUUGAAUAAAAUGUAGAAGCAACAAUAUGUACACAAAAGUAAAGCUCAAUGUUUUUUAACAUUACAGUGUUACGUAAAGGAGGCAUCUGUGGAAACUUUUAAAACAAUGUUAGAAUAAGAAUGGCAUUUUACUGCCUAUGCAAAAUGAAGAUGUUAUGUAAACUUGUAGUUUUAGUUGUGCUUUCGAAGGAGGAACAUUAAUAGAAUGGCACUGAUAAGUAUGCAGAGUGUGAACACCGUUGGUACAACAAUCUCAGUCACCAUUUCCAUGUGAGUAGUCAAGGGAUCUGAAAUUUGAGAAGAGAAACAAUAAUAGAUAAGAGCUGUUCUAAUGGAAUAAUUUUAGUUAUUUGUUCAUUCUAUAUUUUAAGCAGAGAUGAAUAGCUUUGAAUCUUUUUGAACAUAAUUUGUUUAAAGCUAAAAUUAAUUUUUUUACAUUGACAUCUGCAUUAAACUGGCAUCACUUGAAACAACAGAGAGAAAGAAAUUGUAAAAGAUAGAAUAAACAUGUUUUAUAUAUUUUGAAGAUCUGCAGCAAGUUUAUAUUAAACUCUCUUCAUCUACAUCUUUUGUGGUAAAUUCUGAAACACGUCAGUGCUCAAAGGGCUACAAAAAAUUGUGCUUACCAUGAAUUAGUCUCAGAAUAUUAGCAGCAGUAUUCCGCUGUUCCUCUGAUUUUCAAGGAAAAGGGGAAAAAAGAAAAUAGUCAAAGAAAGAUCUUUGGAAAGCACUCUAACCCUUUGAGGACUGCAUUGUAUCUCUGUGGAAUUAAAAUUAAAUUGCUUCUUUAAACUUUUAUUUGGUGAUUGUAAUACGAAGUGUUUUGAUGCACACUAUUAUUAAAAAAUAUUUCUAUAUUAGUAGCCCUCAAAGAGUUGAAUGAGAAACACACUUAAGCUAUAGUGAUAUGUUAAUUCAUAGGGAUGGACCCCUCAUAUCUUAAUCCUACAGUAUGGGCCACACACAUGUACCAUAUUCAUCCCAUCUUCCUUAAUGGUUUCAGGUGUCCACUCAAAUAGAGUUUUUCCCCCAGUUCAGGAACUGAUGACCUCUUCACAAGCCCCAGCAUGGGAGAUGGAGAUGGAGACAGAAGGGAGGUGUUGGAGGCAGGCUACAGCACUGUGGAUAUUCUGGGUAGUACUGUGGUUUGUAGGGCAGUGUAGGGAAGCUGCCUUAAUUUUGAUUCUGAGAGCCUGUCCAAUUUAUGCCAGGAGCUUCUCCAGUCCCCAGAGCAACAAAGCACAAAGGUGGUUUAAAGUCAUCUUAGUUCUCCCUCCCACUGGACUGCGAGUUCUCACCCCUAGUUCUUAUGCUCAUCAUCCAGAGGCUACACAUUUGCCUUUUUUUUUUUUUUCCCCUGUUGCAUGAUUACCCUGGGUUCGGUUUUUGUUUUUGUUUUUGCUUUUAUGUUUGAAAAGGGCAAACAGUCACUGAGAAAUGUUAUUAUCUGCAGAAGUAAGUUUUUAACUGCUGUGACUCCUCAGUGUUUUUACUAUAAUUCUUAAGAAAAGAAAAUUCAGAAAUAUUAAAAAAACUGUAAUACAAUCCUGUUAGCUGCACUAUUUUGAAUUACUAGUAGUAAAUUACUGUUUGAGUCUGAAGUUUGUCAUAAUUUUUAAAAAGAUUUGGCUUUCUGUUUUCAAGGAGAAAAUAUUUAUUGAACCCAGUUGUAAUGUUCAGUCACAGAAAUGUUUUCCCAUUAAACCCGUACAAUAUAUAUUUACAUUUAUUCUGUCUUACUCAUCCAGUAAUUACCUGCAGCAAGGAGUUGGUUUGUGAUAGAACAAGUCUCUAUAGCCUUUUGGUGCCAACUUUUUACCUGACAAAAAUCAAUAUUAUUUGUUAUUUGAUGUGAUACUAAUGGUUUCACCAAACUAUUAAUAUAUAUUGUUUUAUUAGCACCAUUUUCAAUGCCUCUGAACUUUAGUCAUUUACAAAACUUUCCAGUACUCUUAUUCUCACACUACAUGUCAAUUGUAUGACAUUUUAUGUUACUUUGUACAUGUUAUGAUGAAUAUAUUAUUAUUUUAAUACGUUUUCAUGUUGUUUGUUUGGGAUGAUACAAAAUAAACUGGAAAACCCAUUCAA
Gopherus flavomarginatus (Mexican gopher tortoise) is the source of this 6953-nucleotide messenger RNA. RefSeq names its product zwilch kinetochore protein (gene ZWILCH). Gene Ontology annotation, cellular component: RZZ complex. The transcript has 19 exons. Bases 252 to 2009 code for a protein of 585 amino acids. Gene Ontology annotation, biological process: mitotic spindle assembly checkpoint signaling; protein localization to kinetochore. Lineage: Eukaryota; Metazoa; Chordata; Testudines; Testudinidae. The record is from RefSeq and is a predicted model, not a curated record.